Molecule: messenger RNA, 6751 nt
Organism: Ictalurus furcatus (blue catfish)
Lineage: Eukaryota; Metazoa; Chordata; Actinopteri; Siluriformes; Ictaluridae
Exons: 10
Coding region: 201-5747 (1848 amino acids)
Biological process (GO): regulation of transcription by RNA polymerase II
Cellular component (GO): chromosome; PcG protein complex; transcription regulator complex
Molecular function (GO): chromatin insulator sequence binding; DNA-binding transcription factor activity, RNA polymerase II-specific; RNA polymerase II cis-regulatory region sequence-specific DNA binding
Source: RefSeq, a predicted model, not a curated record
AUAUUUUGCUCUAUAUUGACCGCGCUCCAUGCGCUAGGGGGCAGUAGAGAUCCUGACACUGUACACACUAGCGGAGCGCUACACUGCCAUAGGAAGAAGAGCUGCGCUAACGCGACGAUAGCUAGCUAGUUAUUAUUAUAUAUUUUUUUAUAUCCUGCUUCAAAUCAGACACUGAUCAUUCUGGAGCAGAAACCUCGAAAAUGACCAAGUUGCAGCUCUUGCACCGUGCUCUAAACGAGCGGCUGAUGGCGGCGGUGGAGCAAAUCAUGGAGAUGGUGGGCGGCACGGUGCUGGAGUAUGAAGAGGAGACGGUGAGAGCGCGCAAAGAGAACGAGAUCCUCAGACGGAGGCUCCGGUGGAUGGAGGGAGAAAAUCCGACCGACUGGCCAGAUCCCGCUGCUUUCCCUGUCCCAGGUGAGGCCAGCCUGACAGACACACUAGCGCUAGAGUCCCUAAUUAUCAAAACGGAGCCCAUUGACUCCUCAGAUUUCCAGUUAUAUGGACCUGAUGCAAGUCUCACAGCAUCGGUAUGCACUGGCAAUAUGGAAAUGGUUUAUCCUGGUACCAGUGCUCCUGUUGAUGCUGGCAUUCCUGACGGUAUGGUAUGGGACUCGGCACAAAGCUAUAUGGCUCCUCUAGACUUUGACCCCACUCUGUCCACCAUGGCAAGGAACAGGAGUCAGAGGAGGUCCUUUGCCUGCCCAGACUGUGGGAAAGUCUUCGGGAGGGAGCAGAGACUGAUGUUCCACAUGCGUGUCCACUCUGACGAGAGGCCCUAUACAUACCGCAGGCGUAAAACAUGCUUUUAUGGGGACAAGAAACGGAAGAAGAAAUUACGAGGCCUUUCCAAGACAUCAAGAGAGUUCAUAGAGGACCUGUCUGACUCUUCAGAGCAGACAGAGCACAGUACUGGAUCGGCUAACGUUGGUAUCUCAACAAGUGCUGGCCCCACAGCUCCAGAAGUAGAGCCAAGCGAGGCAUCAGAUGAAGCCAGUGAACACACCAGCAGCAGCAAGCUCUCUGAGACCAGUGCAGCCAGACCUGUAGGCCUUAAAGCUAAGCAAGGAAGAGAAAAGGCCAAGACAGCUCAGUGCCUGCAGUGUAACAGAGCCUUCACUAAUUUAUCACGGCUGGCAGUUCACAUGAAGACCCACAGAAAGCCACUUCCCAGCCAAGAUGAACAGAAUAUACAGGGUGACUCCGACAGAACAGACAGUGGAUCACAACAUCUUGCAAAGACAAUAAGGAACAACGACACUGAGGUGGAGAAGGCAAAAGCAAUAGGUCAGAGGCUGUUUCAGUGCCCCGAGUGCAAGAAGAUCUUUGCUCGCUCCUGUUGGCUCACCUUCCACUUGAAGUCACAUGAACGAGAACGUAAGCGGCAGAAAAAGAAGCAGCUUCAAAAUAACAGCCUGAAGGACGUCCCCCAGGUCUCAGAAGAGCCGAAGAAAGAGGUAGCUACUGAAAGCAGCAAAGUUCAAGUACUAAAGAAAAUCUUUGCUUGCCCGUACUGCGAUAAGGUUUUUGCUCGUGAAGGGUGGCUUGGACCACAUAUUCGGAGUCAUACUGCUAAAAAACAAAAGAGUGACAUUAUUUCCGACGCCAUCUUGCCUAAUUCUACUAAGAGAAGGACUCGGCGUGUCGAUACCCAGCCAUCAAUAGAAACUGGCAACGAGCAAAAGAAAGUCUCUGAACAGUCAUUAGGAGAAACUGAAAAUUCUGAAAUAGUCGACGAACAACCAAAAAACGACACUUCUGUAUCUCAAAACAUCACCGUGGAGUCAAUAACAAACCCAGAAACCCAAGUAAUAAUCAGUAAUAACUCUGAAGAUAUCAGUAUUGAACCUGAAAGUAUCAGUAAUGAAACUGAAACAAUCUCAAACAAAAUCACAGAGGAAUCGACUCCAGUCCCUGAGGAAUCUUCCGAACAAAAAGGAGGAGUCAAAAAAUCAAAAAAGAGAUUCCCAUGUCGAGAGUGCGGCAAAGUUUAUUUGCUGGCCGGUUGGUUGAGGACCCACAAGAAGAUGCAUAAAAAAGAGAGAAUUCUGGAGGAGCACAGGAGACAGCUAAUGAUGUUGAAAGAGAUUGGACCAAAUGACAACGAAGAUGGAGGACAGAGCCUGGUGGAAACAAAUGUCGUCGAAAAGAAGCAAAGGAAGAAAAAGAAGACUUUGGGUCUGCAGGAUAGUCUUGAUGACAAAAAGAAGAAAAAGAGCCAGCUUACAAAUGCAGUGCUGCUGAAGACUAUGGAUAACUCUUCUGAUGUUCAGACAGCCGCAGACAAAAGCAAAAAACCUGGUGGUGCAACUCGUGGCCAGUGCGUCUGCAAAGACUGCGGCAAAGUGUACGCUAGAAAAAACUGGCUGAGCUUGCACAUGCUUGGCCACAGAAAAGCACUAAUGGCCUUGCCUCAAAAAGCAAAUGAUGAGGCACCGAACAAUGAUGGGCAGACGACACAAGAGGGUUCAUCCACUGAGAAUUCGAAAGGUCAAAAAGGAAAAGACGGUGGUAAAGCAUCAUUUCCGUGUCCCUUUUGCGAUAAAGUCUUUCCACGAGCAAUGCGGCUGAUGGUGCACAUGCAGAUCCACUCGGGCGAGAAACCGUACUCCUAUAGACAACGUAAAGAACAGUUUUACACUGACCCAACAAGAUCCAGAGUGCCAGAUACAGCCAAACAGGAGCCUGCAGUAGAAGGCAAUGAUGAAAAGGGGAAGGAUGGAGAAAACGAAGUGACUUCUGCAGUGUCGCAAGACCAUGCAAGCACUACAGAGCCUAUGGAAACCGUUCAACCUCAAUCAGUUUGCACUGGUAGAAAAUUCAGCCUCCUUCCUCUGCAGUCAUCUGGUGCUGCUACCAUCCACAGCACAACUCUUACAAGAACUGACUCAAAAUCAGACAGUAAUUUCAGUUUGCAGCCUAGAAUUGUUCUAGAUCCAGUUAUAGCGGAAUCCAGCCACUCUACAUCAUCUGAAGGGGGUGAAUUUAAACCAGUAAUUGUGGAAACUAGUGACAUUCAGUUGCACCAAAUGCCUGACUUAGAAACGAAUUAUGCUGCUACAGGUGGGCAGGUGAAGAGUCACCUUCCUCAAACUCCACUUGAAAAUUCAAACACUUAUGUCAUCCAAAACCCAUUGGCUGAGACGGAUCAUCCAGAUAUUGUUUGUGUUAAAGUAGGUUCAGUUCAUAAAUAUCAUGAAAAUACCUCCAGCUCUGAAAAGCUGCUUGUCAGUAUAGGAGACCAGCAGACCUCCGAGUCCCCAGAACUCAGAAAGUCUGAAAUUUGCAAAAGGAAGGGUCAGGUAGAAAGCCGAGACUGCUCUUUGUUUGAUGUGAAGCAGCACAAGGUGCGAGGUGACCCAGAACUUGUGGAAAUGGAUAUACAAUCACAGCAGUCAGGAAGCCAAAUUCAUACCAAUGAGAAGUCAAGGUUUCUUGAUAUUGUAGCAACUAAAAAUAUUCCACCCCACUCUGAAUUUCUAAAACGUGGUACAGAUCAAACCUGUAUUUCUGAUAGAAGGUCCACUGAUAUAGCUCUAACAACAGUUCCAGAAUUUAUCUUAACUGAAUCAAGUUCCAGUGCCAUACAUCAGGUGUCUCGUACCGAGUCAGGCUAUAUGAUCCUCUCAGAUGUUAGUGAUGAUGAUGAUGAUGAGUGGGCAAUUGUGUCCAAUAACCCUGAUGAGAAGAAAGAAAAGAAAGCUUUGAAAAUCUCUACCCCGCUUCCUGAGGGGUUGGCUGACGCAGGAUCCGUCCCUAGCUCCUCUCAUAAAGCUAGUGACUCUGACUCAGAUGUUACGUUUAUGUUAGAAAAGACUGGCGAACAAAAUUUCCCUGAUGGUACACUCACUAACAGAGAUGAGAUGGCAGCCACUUCUGUCCAACAAACAAACGAGUCAAGUUCCACAGGGCAGAAGAGGUGGUUUACAUGUUUGGCAUGUGGUUUAACAUUUGCUGGUGAGGCGUCCUUGACACAGCACAUGAAGGUGCACUCUGUGUCUGCGGGGACCUACCAGAAGUCAAACGCCUUCAAGUCACUCAAGAAGAGGGUCAAGAACAGUGAAACAAAGAUUAAACAGCAGGUUGUCCAAGUUCAGACAUCAGAAGUAUAUAGUGCUGAUUCAACAGACAACUCUGAAAUCUCAGGAAAAAGCGACUCAACACUGAUAAAUGUCAAUACAGCUAAGUUAUCUGGAAGUUGCCCAGACAUUGGCGCAACCAGUCAAAGUUCCAGGGCGGCCUCAAAGACAGUUGACAGAAAAUCAAAGAAAGGAAAAAGAAUUCUGCGCUGUUAUUAUUGUGGGAAAGCUUGCGAAAAAAUAGAACUGCAUCUCAUGCAUGAUCACCCAAAGGAACCUAAGGUGAUAGAAGCUUUGCAUUUUAGCAACACCUUAGAAGAAAGGAAGAGAUUAUUGAGACUUCUUUGCAGUAGCAAAAAAAAGAAACAUGAUUACACUACUAGGAACAAAAAGGAGGAAGACCUUGUUCAUUGUAUCUUUUGUCAGGGGUAUUAUCAACGAAAUCAGUUUUGGAAACAUGCUUUGAUAUGUGAGCAGAAACAACCAAAAAAGUUCAGUGUAACUGAACCUGGCAGCAGUACAGAACUUCCCAACACUAGCCUAAGAUCAAGGCCCAGCUUAGCACAGAAAACCUUUGAUCCAGAAUCUGGGAACCUCAUCAAUACUGUAAAACAGGCCACUCCAGAGUCUGUGAAUCGUUCUUCACCUAAAGCUGAACACCACACUACACAUUAUGUAUAUUCCAUUUCUCCUGUUUCAGAAACUGGCAGUACUGAGGUAAACGCUAUCCCUGAUCACGGAUCAGAGAGCUUGUCCAUUUUAUACACUGGUAACAGCUCAGCAAUGAUGACUCUUGAUUCAGAAUGUUCUGAACCACUCAUUCUAGACUCACUCCACAAUGCACUGGAGUUUCAGGAGUCUUGCCCCAGCACAGUACAGGAAGCUCCCCCACUUGGAACCAAGGGCAUUUCAGAAAAAGUACACCAGUCCACUUUGGAACCUGAAAAUGGACUCGAUACCGUUCUACCAACCCAUACCCCAGUUUUAAGCAGUUCUUACCUCCUAGACACUGGGAGCAGCAAUCUACAACAAAACACUGAUCAUGAUUGCCAGAGUUCCUCGAAGCACACAUUAGAUUGCAGCGGAAAACAUGUUACGCCUCAAGAAUCAGUAAGCCAUUCGCAUACUGUCAAAUCAGACUGGACUAUCAUACCAACAGCUGUAAGUGUGGACUUGGAGCAAAAUCUUGGCUCUGCUACAGAACCAGAGAGAACCGCCAUAACAAUGCCAGAACUUGCAUCGGAGAGGACUGCCAGAAAUAAUCCUCAUUCAGAAUCAAUCAAUUGUCUAGUUGCAAACUUUUUUAGCAGUGAUGCACAGAAAAAUGCUAACCCAGAAACAGGAAACAUUUCCUUUCAAGUUUUUGGAAAUGAUGAACAUAGAGCCCCUGACAUAGAAUCACAUUAUCGUCUAAUUCCAAAUCAUAUUCCUAGAGAAAAAAAACAAACCACCGGUCCAGAAAUAUACAGUGCAGCAACAAAGCAGUUUGAUUCUGAAGGUCACAUCAGAGAUGACACAGAAGAGGGUGGUAAAUGUACUGGUCAAGACAGUGAUUUGAAACCUCUUGGCUUAAAUUCCACCACAACAGUAAAGUGGAAAUGGGACAGUCCGAGCAGGGAUACAAAGAGAAGACGACAAAGUGACCACUUACAGGUACACUUAAUGUGUUAAUUGUUUAUUAUGUAUCUUGAAUAAAUAAGGUUUGAUCAUGUACUCUGUUGUUUUAUUUUAAGGGCUUUGGUAUGGAUUAUUCGGUGCCAGGGUUAUUGGGGUAAUCAAAGCAGUGGUUCUCAAACUUUUUCACCUUGUUUACGGUGCGUACCCUUUGUGGCCCCCUAGAAUCGACAAAUUUUCACAAUAUAUUAUUUUUUUUCAUGCUAGGCUCUUCUGUAUUAACUACGUCCUCGAUCUAAAAAUUUAUCCAUUUUAAAUAGUCUUGGGUUUUAUCAGCGUGUGGCUAACAACACUAGUAUAUCAACGGAUGUCUCUGUUUGGUGUGUCUUAUGCUUUGUAUAAUUGAUUUAAUUUAUUAAUAUUUCUCAUUUUUGUGUACAUUAUAGUUCAAAGGUUGACAAUCGCGACUUACAUACAGGUAAAAUUAAUUGAAAAAUAAUAAUGUUCUAAAAUUUCUAUGCAGCCCCCCUGGAGCCAUCUGGCAGCCCCCAGUUUGAGAACCACUGAUCUAAAGAUACAAGAUAAUGUAAUAGUGUAAUGAGAAAUUAUGUGAGAAAUUUACAUUAAUAAUAAAUGACAUACUACACACCGAUCAGCCAUAACAUUCAAACCACUGACAGGUGACGUAAAUAAUAUUGAUAACAUCUUACAGUGGCAUCUGUCAAGGGGUGGGAUAUAUUAGGCAGCAAGUGAACAGUCAGCUCUCUAAGUCGACGUGUUGCAAGCAGGGAAAAUGGGCAAGCGUAAGGAUCUGAGUGACUUUGACGAGGGCCAAAUUGUGCUGGCUAGACGACUGGGUCAGAGCAUCUCCAAAACAGCAGGUCUUGAAUGGUGUUCCUGGUAUGCAGUGGUUAGUACCUACCAAAAGUGGUCCAAGGAAGGACAACUGGGUGUCAUGGGUGCCCAAGGCUCAUUGAUGUGCAUGGGGAGUGAAGGCUAUCAGAAUUAUUUUUUAGUUUUCAUACAAAAUGACUGUUAGGCAUAAUGUGUGGUCAGUACUA